Molecule: messenger RNA, 426 nt
Organism: Mercurialis annua (annual mercury)
Lineage: Eukaryota; Viridiplantae; Streptophyta; Magnoliopsida; Malpighiales; Euphorbiaceae
Exons: 3
Coding region: 1-426 (141 amino acids)
Molecular function (GO): zinc ion binding; nucleic acid binding
Source: RefSeq, a predicted model, not a curated record
AUGGUAUCUGAAAGCGUCAAUUACAUUAAUUCACUGAAACUACAGGUGAAACCAUCUUCAGAUGAUAUCAUAACAGUUCUCGAGAAUGGUAAAAAAUACACAGUCAAUAUGGUCAAGAGAACAUCAUUUCUAGCCGACAAGAAGAUUGAACCUUAUGCGUACUGUUCAAGAUACUAUACAAAUGCAGCUAUGUUAGCGACAUAUUCUGAAACCGUAUAUCCAUUGGAGAAGGAAGAAGAAUGGAUUAUUCCAGAACAUAUCAAGAACAUGAUUGUCUUACCACCCCAACAUAGAACAAGAACUGGAAGGCCUAAAAAGAGUAGGUACACGUCAAAGUGGGAAAAUCCGAAAAAAGGGAAAUGUGGAAAAUGCGGACAAGCUGGACAUAAUAGGAAAACAUGCCGAAACAUGCCUAAAGCUACCUAG